ACAAAGCAUACGCUGUCGGAUCUCUGCCUGUGCAGCUCUGCCAGUGUGAGAGUGUCAUACAGGACACCCUGGCAAAACUGGAGUGUGCAAGUGUGACAUGCAUUGUGUGUGGGAUGCAGAAGCUGGCCUUUGGUUACAGCACCAGUAUCAUAAAGCUCCUGGGUGAAAAAUUUGGUCCCUUUGCAGGGGAGAAGCGAAUGCCACAGGAACUGGAUGAGAGUACAGACUGCAGGCUCAUGUGGGAAGUUCGUGGGAGUAAAGGUGAGGUCCUUUAUAUCCUGGAUGCAAGCAAUCCACGCCAUUCUAAUUGGCUGCGUUUUGUCCACGAGGCUCCAUCACAGGAACAGAAGAACCUGGCAGCCAUCCAGGAAGGAGAAAAUAUUUUCUAUCUGGCUGUGGAAGAUAUUGAAACAGACACAGAACUUCUGAUUGGGUACUUGGAUAGUGACAUGGAAGAAGAGGAGGAGGAAGAAGAAGAAGUAACUGUUAUCCAGGAAGAUGAAGACAGUGGCAACAAUAAAGAAGUGCAACCAGCUGGUGAAAAAAUUCCAGAUCCUGUCACCUGUAAAGAGGACCAUGCAUGCCCAAACUGUGAAUCCAGUUUUGCCAGCCAGGAGAUUCUAGCUGAACAUCUUCAGACUUUGCACCAAAAACCCAGUGAGGAAAAGGAAUUUAAGUGCCGAAACUGUGGAAAGAAAUUCCCUGUUAAACAAGCUCUACAAAGACAUGUACUUCAGUGCACAGAGAAUAUCAACCCAGGGGACUCUUCAAGAAGUUUCCAGUGCUCUGUUUGCAAUACUUCCUUCAGCUCAGAAUCGAGUUAUGAACAGCACAAGGAGGCAUGCAGAGGGGAUGCCAGAUUCAUAUGCAAGGCAGAUAGCUGCGGGAAGAGGUUCAAGAGUAAGGACGCCCUGAAAAAACAUAAAGAAAAUGUUCACAGUGGAAAUUCUAGGAAGAAGCUGAUGUGUUCAGUGUGCAAUAAGAAAUGUUCCUCAGCGACAAAUCUCCAAGAGCACCGAAAGGUCCAUGAGAUCUUUGAGUGUCAGGAAUGUGACAAGAAAUUUAUUUCGGCUAACCAGCUAAAACGCCAUAUGAUAACUCAUUCAGAAAAACGCCCCUACACCUGCGAGGUUUGCAAUAAGUCCUUCAAACGACUUGAUCAAGUGACUGCACACAAAAUAAUACACAGUGAAGAUAAACCUUAUAAAUGCAAGCUUUGUGGAAAGGGAUUUGCUCACAGAAAUGUUUACAAGAAUCACAAGAAGACCCAUUCUGAAGAGAGACCAUUCCAGUGUGAGGAGUGCAAAGCUUUGUUCCGAACCCCAUUCUCUCUACAAAGACAUCUGUUAAUCCAUAACAGUGAGAGGACCUUCAAGUGUGAUCACUGUGAUGCUACUUUCAAAAGAAAGGACACAUUAAAUGUUCAUAUUCAAGUUGUACACGAUGGACAUAAGAAAUACAAAUGUGAUCUCUGUGACAAAGCUUUUGUGACACCCUCAGUCCUGAAGAGUCAUAAAAAAACUCACACAGGAGAAAAAGAGAAGAUUUGCCCAUAUUGUGGACAGAAGUUUGCAAGCAAUGGAACACUGAGAGUUCAUAUUCGAAGCCAUACAGGUGAGCGUCCUUACCAGUGUCCUUACUGUGACAAAGCUUUUAGCAAGAACGAUGGAUUGAAGAUGCACAUUCGCACCCACACAAGGGAAAAGCCGUACCAAUGUUCAGAGUGUAACAAGGCUUUCAGUCAAAAGCGAGGCCUAGAUGAGCACAUGAGAACCCACACCGGAGAGAAGCCGUUUCAGUGUGAUGUUUGUGAUCUGUCCUUCAGCCUGAAGAAAAUGCUGAUCCGACACAAGCUGACUCACAACCCCAAUCGACCGAUGGCGGAAUGCCAGCUUUGCCACAAGAAGUUUACAAGAAAUGACUACCUCAAAGUGCACAUGGAAAAUGUCCAUGGUGAAACUGACAGCUAAUUACGGUGACGUGUGUGAGAAGAAUGGAUCUCACGUUCCAAAGUGCUCCAUUUGUACGUGUACAAACUCCAGACUUCUCACCUGACUAGUAAGCAUAGUCAGAAGGAACAACUGUAAUGUGUUCACGUUAUUAUUCCCAAUUUUUUUUAAUGUACUAAUAAGAUAAAAACCAAAGAAAUACAUUCGCCUGAAGUAAAACAUUACUUGAACAUAAAAUGUUGA
Messenger RNA from Leptosomus discolor (cuckoo roller), 2192 nucleotides. Lineage: Eukaryota; Metazoa; Chordata; Aves; Leptosomiformes; Leptosomidae. The record is from RefSeq and is a predicted model, not a curated record.